This is a messenger RNA of Purpureocillium lilacinum, 1077 nucleotides long. RefSeq lists its product as uncharacterized. Lineage: Eukaryota; Fungi; Ascomycota; Sordariomycetes; Hypocreales; Ophiocordycipitaceae. The record is from RefSeq and is a predicted model, not a curated record.
AUGUCUUCGGACUCAGGACCCAAAACCGCGCCAGCCGCAAGGCCAAACGCCUUCCACACGAUUGGCGGUGGCCGCUGCGGUGCGGUCUUUCACAUCGAGGGCAGCUCGAAGAUCGUCAUGGUUGCUAAGGAUACGGAUUCGCUCGCUAUCCGACGGGAAUUCAGUACGCAGAUGGCGACACACCAACUUCUUAAACACUAUCAGGUCGGCAACGUCGAGAUACCUCAUCCCGCCGCAUACUUCCCUACAGGGUGCAUGGAGCAUGCUCAAUUCCAUGCAAUAUGGCCUCAGCUCGCCAACGCCAUCAAACGCGAGGGCCUGCCGUCCAAUGCGCAGUUCCUCCUCGCCGAACGCAUCUUGCCCCUCAGAGAGCCGAUUCGCGAGGCCCUCAUCCGGAGAUUUUGCCCCGAGAAAUUCCGGGCGAGCACACGCACCUCUCCUCUCAACAAAGACUGCCUCGUCCCCGCCUACCUGGGAAGCGCCACCCGCCGCGAUGAAGACCGCGAAUCGUUCUCGUUGCGCGACUUUCCGCUCCAUCUUAACAAGCUCGGUGAGGCUGGCAUGGGCGUCGAGAACAUUGCUAGGGGCAUGCGCCGCGCCAUGGCGGUGAUGCAUUGGGCGGUUCGGUACGACGGCGGUGGCGUCAAGUUUGUCUUCGGCAGCAAGAAAGUGCCUCAUAAACUGCCCGACAUCGAUAAGUACGACUCAGAUCCCGAAGUCGACAGCUAUAUUGGACCCAACGUACCCUUUAAGGCAGUCGAAGACCUCAACGCCCAUGAGACGCGGCUCUUCCUGAUCGAUUUCGACCAGGCGAAGCCAAUUAGCAUGGACGAGGAUGGUGUUCGGCAGGCGGUUGCGGCAAUCAAGGAGAACGGGCUGUACUUUCCCAAGGCGUGCCGAAAGACCAAACGCGAGUGCGAUACAUGGAAGGCAUUCGAGGGGAGUUACGUGGUGAAGUCUUGGGAGAUCAUCAACAAAGAGAGGCUUGGAAUCAACGUACAGCGGCUUCCGCUCCUAGUCAUGCGCGGACUGAUUGACUGGGCGGAGUGCGAGGCGGCGGCGCGAGGCGAAGCUUAG